AUGACUUCUGCGAGCGAAGUGAGGCGCAUCCUGGCGCUUUACGACGCUACCGAGAAGCGCAACAUUUCCACCUAUAUUCUCGGCAUUAUGCUGUACAAGUUUGGUCUCGAGCAGUUCAACGGUUCAGUCGUGACGAUGGCUACCGAUCGCUUCAAAGCUGAUCAUACCUUUGGCAAAUUGGCCGUCUUGACCGGUCUGAACUAUGCCAUGCAAUGUGUUGGCGCCAUCCUCAUUGCCCCCCUUGUUAAGAAAGCGCCCACACGUACGGUGCUCUCUGCCGCGAUCUUCAUAUUCUCCAUCAUGUCCGCUGUCCUCCUCGUUGUCGAUGCUGCCACCGGUGGUAAGAUCAAAGCCAACAACAACGACCAAGUCGAGUACGGUAGUUGGAAUCCCAACGGUCUCUUCCCUAUCUAUAUCAUCUCGGGUAUCGCCUACGGCAUGGUUGAACUCAUUCGCCGGGUUAUCCCCAGAGACAUUGUGGGUGCAAACCCGGAGAAGUUGAGGAGGAUGGACGCUUUGGUGCACAUCAUGUAUGAAUUGUCUGGUACAGGAGGCGCCUUUGCCAGCACGCAACUUAUUGCCAAGCUGGGCAACAACUACUCCUUCAUCAUCACACCUCCUCUCUUUGCGCUGGCGGCCAUCGUUUGGUACCAAAUCUCUGCCCUCUCCUUCGGGGUUAGGGACUUUCAAGCAGGCGGCCCCGUUGUAAUCGGGCGCGAGCAACGUAACCCCUUCAUCGGCUACACUCUCGCUGUCAUCGAAGGUUUCCGACUCUUCAUCCUUUCGAUCAUCAAGGGGGCCCAACUGGUCCUCUUACAUCGUAAAUAUGUAUGGUUAUUCUUUUCGUACAGUGUAGCGCUUCAUUGCCACCGCUAUCUUGAAAACGCCAUCGCCCCCAUUUACGCCCGUCGUACCCUCAACAAUUCGAGCCUUUCUCAAGCCCUCGUGGCGUUUUCCAACUUGGGUGAAUUGUUCGGUGCCCUUUUCGUCUUUAUUUUUGCCAGCAAUGUCAAGACCCCAAUUCCCUGGCUUCGCCUGGACGCUUUACUCCUGAUGAUCAUUUGGGUCGUUCCGUUCUUCAAGCGUGAGCAACACGGGACUAUCAUCGCAUACCAACUGGGUGCCUGUUUCAUCCCUAUCUCAUUCGGGUGGGCCACUGGUGACGUUUCAUUAGCCGCAUAUAUCCAGUCAUCUCUCACCCACUCGGACGACGAGGACGACUCCCAGGUUUCUUCCCUCGGGAGUAUCAUGGCUUUCCUCUACUCGGCAUACAUCAUUAUUUACGCUGUCAUCUCGAAAGUCCUCGGAGACUACGUUGACCGAGUCAUCGUCCGCAAGGGCAGCGUGUACGACGCCCUCAUUCACGUCGGCGGCAUCCACUUCAGUGUGUUAGCAUUCAUCAUCUUGGUCUCCACUUUUGUUCCCAAGGGCGCCUUCGCUUUCAACCCCGAGAUCAUUCACAUGAAUGAGAGGCCUGGCGUAUCCGACCGGUACAACGUUGAAGCCCGCAAGGCACAACCCAGUGAUGAUGAAGGGAGUGAAGAGAAGCUCGCACCCUAA
This is a messenger RNA of Cantharellus anzutake, 1560 nucleotides long. RefSeq lists its product as uncharacterized. Gene Ontology annotation, biological process: transmembrane transport. The record is from RefSeq and is a predicted model, not a curated record. Gene Ontology annotation, molecular function: transmembrane transporter activity. The coding region runs from base 1 to 1560 and encodes 519 amino acids. Lineage: Eukaryota; Fungi; Basidiomycota; Agaricomycetes; Cantharellales; Hydnaceae. The transcript has 2 exons.